AUGCGCAGGCAUUGUUUGCCCAAGGUUUCGGGCUCAACCUUUGAGCGUAUUGCUUGCCAAUCGAGCAACCUGUGCCUCAACGGGGUGUGCUCGAACGUCGGGUCUGCUUCUGGCUAUUGCGCCACAACCACCGCGGCGACCACCGCUGCGACCACGAUCUCCACCGCGCCAUCAUCAGGCGGAGACGAUUGCAGCCCACUCUCAGGCUGCAAUUGCGCUUCUUGCAGCGCCGGUGAAGCAUGCUGGCGGGCAAAGUGCGCAUCAAACGGCUAUGUGUUGGACCCCGUCAGCAGCAGCUGUGUGGGCACCGGUGCCUCUGAGAUCUACAACGGGGCGUGUGGCGGCAUCAUCGUGCAAACAAGUUCCGGGGUCGCGAGCGUGCUGGCUCUCCCAGCUAUGCUUGCGCCGCUCGCAGCUUGCCUCUGA
Messenger RNA from Effrenium voratum, 426 nucleotides. The record is from the annotation of a GenBank genome assembly. NCBI's taxonomy places the organism in Eukaryota, Dinophyceae, Suessiales, Symbiodiniaceae.